Leptidea sinapis is the source of this 579-nucleotide messenger RNA. RefSeq lists its product as uncharacterized. NCBI's taxonomy places the organism in Eukaryota, Metazoa, Arthropoda, Insecta, Lepidoptera, Pieridae. The coding region runs from base 1 to 579 and encodes 192 amino acids. Gene Ontology annotation, cellular component: membrane. The transcript is spliced from 4 exons. The record is from RefSeq and is a predicted model, not a curated record. Gene Ontology annotation, biological process: sensory perception of taste.
AUGAUAGGACAUAGAAUCAAACUACUUCGUAUAAGAUUAGAAGAAAUGCCAGAACAAAAUAUCUUUCUCUAUGUUACAAAAAUGAAAGGCGCUACCGCAAAUAAGAUGAAAAUGGGUUUGUCUUUAUACAGAAAUAUCGCUGAUGUUUUGGAUAUAAUCAAACCAGAAUUAAAUGCUCAAAUGUUUUUAAGUCUUAUAUGGGGCGUGCCGAAGAUAAUCUACGAUAUUUACCAAAUGCUUUUAUUCUUUGAAGAUCGUGCACCAUUACAAUUGUUGAUUCUAACAACAAUACAUCUAAUCCAUAUAACGUUCCUUAUAUUUGCACCUUGUAUUGUUAUUGAGCGGUAUUCUGUUGAAGUUGAUAGGAUACAAUUUUUUCUCUUACAUCGCCUACUCGACGAGAAAGAUUCUACAAUAAAGGAGGAAGUUAAAGAAUUUUUGAAGUACACAGAGAGGAGACCGUUUCAAUUCAAGAUAUGGAGAUGCAUUCCAGUGAACAUAAUAUUACCACUUGAAAUUAUGUACCUGUCUUAUUCAACUAUUAUCGUUAUAAUAAAUUUUACUCAUUUAUAUAAUUAA